AUGUAUCCAGGCCUCCCAGGACUGUUUGCUGGGUUUGUGGCUGCGUCCGUGUCAUAUCAGGCGUCAGAAAGCGAAUAUGGCAUGUUCCUCUACUCAAUAUUCCCUGCCAGAGCGCCGUUGCGAGAUAGUCCCGAAUUCCAGAGUUUGGUGAGCAAAAUCGACGUGGACCCGGGGACUAACAGGACGGCCUUCAACCAGGCUUGCUUCCAGAUUGUCGCCAUUCCAUGCACUCUGGCCUUCUCAAUCAUCGGUGGCGUUAUAACAGGUACAAUAAUAAACCUUUCAUCACCAGCCACCGAUCUGUGCCUGAGGACUCUUUCUUUGAGGACGCUCUGCACUGGGAAAUUCCCAAUGAAAGUGAUGAGUCGACAGACAAAAAUGUGCCCGAAAAACAGGAGUCGACUAUAAUAAAAGUUCACGAGCCUUCUGAUACC
Nilaparvata lugens (brown planthopper) is the source of this 434-nucleotide messenger RNA. RefSeq lists its product as uncharacterized. The coding region runs from base 1 to 408 and encodes 135 amino acids. The record is from RefSeq and is a predicted model, not a curated record. Lineage: Eukaryota; Metazoa; Arthropoda; Insecta; Hemiptera; Delphacidae. The transcript is spliced from 4 exons.